AUGGUUCGCCUUGCCCGCUGCUUGUGGCUGUUCGCAGCGCUCGUAGCGGCAGCGCCUCCCAAUAUCCCUUGGAAAGAUGAUGCUUCACAGCAAGUGGUUGGCAGACCAUCGACGCCGAAAUCGCAGCCUGCACCCAGAAAGCUCCGGGGUAGAUUCCUACACAUCACAGAUAUCCAUCCCGACCCCUUCUACAAGCCUCAUUCCGAUCCAGAACAGAAUUGUCAUUCAGGCCAUGGCAGCGCCGGAUAUUAUGGAGCAGAAGUGACGGACUGCGAUACACCUAUAAGCUUGGUGAAUGCCACAUUUCGAUGGAUCGAGGCCAACCUGAAGGACGAAAUCGAUUUUGUCGUCUGGACCGGCGACUCCGCCCGUCACGACAACGACGAGCGCCAACCCCGGUCAGAUAAACAGGUGCUCAAGCUCAACCAAUUUAUUGUGGACAAGUUCGUGGAGGCGUUCGGCAAACCGGAUAACAAAGACGACCCGGACCCAACCAACGAUUUCGUCGUUCCCAUCGUUCCCACCUUUGGAAACAAUGACAUUCUCCCGCACAACAUCUUCACCUCUGGGCCCAACAAGUGGACACGGUCCUAUCUGGACGUCUGGGACCGGUUUAUCCCACAGGCACAACGUCAUUCAUUUGCAAGAGGUGGCUGGUUCUUCACCGAAGUUAUACCCAAUAGACUGGCGGUCUUUAGCCUCAACACACUAUACUUUUUCGAGUCAAACUCGGCGGUCGAUGGCUGCAACCCGAAGUCAGAGCCGGGGUACGAGCACAUGGAGUGGCUCCGGAUUCAACUACAGUUCCUCCGCGACCGGGGCAUGAAGGCCAUCCUGAUAGGCCAUGUGCCACCGGCCAGGACCGAGAGCAAACAGAAUUGGGACGAAAGCUGCUAUCACAAGUUCACUUUGUGGAUGAGACAGUAUCGAGAUGUGAUUGUCACAUCGAUAUUUGGACAUAUGAACAUCGACCAUUUUAUGUUCCAGGACGUGAAGGACUUGCCUUACAAGUUCAAUAUUAAGGGCGUCGAUGACGGGCCUAGCAAAAUCGAGCGCCUCGAGUCAUCACCCAAUGACACCUUCUCCAUCGCCGCUAAAGCUCAGUACUUGAAUGAAUUGAGAUCAGGCUGGUCCGCACUACCCAAACCGCCGGCGGGACAUUCAUACCUGUCUUUGGAUGAUGCGGACAUUCCAGGUGACACUGUCGAUGCUGGAAAGAAGAAUGAGCUUGCAAAGUUUCUUGAGGCCAUUGGUGGACCAUGGGCUGAGAGGUACAGUAUGUCUUUAGUGUCUCCAAGCGUCGUUCCCAACUUCUUUCCCACUCUUCGGGUUAUCGAGUACAACAUCACAGGGCUGGAGAAUGAACACCCAGCCGAGGGGGCGAUUGGUGAACCUGCGGCCGAGCACCACAUGAAUGGCUCGGCGGAUUUGGAAGUGAUCUCCGAAGAGGCAGGUGAAGAUGAGUCUGGCGCGGACGUUGAAUCGGAAGACGAUGUCCACGAUCUUAAGAAAAAGAAGAAAGGCAAAAAGAAGAAGAAGAAGAAGAAGAAGAAAGGGCCGCAGAAACCCAAAUUCCCAGUGCCGAAACCACCAUCCAAGUCGUCUCCUCCUGGUCCGGCUUACUCUCCGCAGUCACUGUCUCUCCUGUCGUUCACGCAAUAUUACGCCAAUCUAACCAGGGUUCACGAGCUGAUGCACGCCGACAAGUCGUCGAAAAAAGACCGUUACAAGCACUUCCAUUAUUCUCUGGAGUACACCACAAAUAACGACAGCGCAUAUCGGAUGGAAGAGUUGACAGUACGCUCGAUGCUGGAUCUGGCGGAGAAAAUGGGACGGGACAGCCUGAAUUUGAGCGAUACCGACACCGAGCAUGUCGAGAAAGACGCGGAUUCCUCCAAGAAAGGCGGCGACAACAAAACAAAGCGUCGUAAGAAUCAUUUGUGGAAGGUGUUCAUCAAGCGGGCUUUUGUGCAUACGAAACCGGACGAUGAGAUUGAUCAGCAGUUUGGAUGA
Fonsecaea erecta is the source of this 2013-nucleotide messenger RNA. RefSeq lists its product as hypothetical. Gene Ontology annotation, cellular component: membrane; fungal-type vacuole. Gene Ontology annotation, biological process: polyphosphate catabolic process. The transcript has 2 exons. Gene Ontology annotation, molecular function: endopolyphosphatase activity; exopolyphosphatase activity. The record is from RefSeq and is a predicted model, not a curated record. NCBI's taxonomy places the organism in Eukaryota, Fungi, Ascomycota, Eurotiomycetes, Chaetothyriales, Herpotrichiellaceae. The coding region runs from base 1 to 2013 and encodes 670 amino acids.